GAGAUCAGAAAAACGACAGCGCGAUAAAAAUUAGUAUUGUUGCACUUCACAAAUUAAUGACCAUGAGUUCCUACUUGAUAAACUCCAACUAUAUCGAGCCUUCCUUUCCUCCCUGCGACGAAUAUCAGCAGAGCGGAUAUAUUCCCAACCCUGGUGAUUACUACGAGCGACCAAAAGAUACGGGCUUCCCCCAUCACGACGAACCAUCCUAUCCGAGGUCAAACUACACAGAAACGGGCUAUGAUUAUGGUAACGUUCCCACCACCGGACUCGACGAUUUCGGCGAUGGGCACCACGCACAACCGCAGCCAGUUCCACAGAGCCACGGUCCUCGUCUCACCGCGGCACCAGAUGGUGGCGCAGGGGCAAAUGCCAGCAAAGACUGCAGCCUCGCCAGUGAGGUGUAUCCCGGCGUAGCGAAGGGCAAGGAACCGGUGGUCUAUCCUUGGAUGAAAAAGGUCCACGUUAGCACCGUCAAUGCCAGUUACAAUGGAGGAGUGCCCAAGAGGUCUCGCACUGCCUAUACCCGCCAGCAGGCUCUGGAGCUGGAGAAAGAGUUCCACUUCAACCGCUACCUGACCCGGCGCAGGCGGGUGGAGAUCGCGCACACCAUGUGCCUUUCCGAGCGUCAGGUCAAGAUCUGGUUUCAGAACCGGAGGAUGAAGUGGAAAAAGGAGCACAAGCUUCCCAACACUAAGAUUCGCUCCUCUAGCUCGGCCUCGUCUUCAGCCUCCGGGGCCCAACAACAACAGCAGCAGAUCAAAACAGGCCAACAGCUUGUCCCCACGCCGUGCACUGUAGGUCUAUAGUGCAUGAACCCCAAACCCCGAAAAAAACCCAAACCAGACUGAGAUGGCAAACAACACAAGUGGAAUUUGAUGGACCGAUUUUCAGUAUUUUACACAUGGUGUUAUCUCUGUCACCUUGCCUCUGCCAUUGGGCCCCUGUCACGUCCUUUGUACCCUUUUCCUCUGCGGUUGUCCUCAUCAUAAGCUUGAAAUUCACCUUUAAUUGCCACGGUGGCAACUGAAGUGUUUAUAUAUUUGUUUAUUAUGAAUAAAUCCAACGCACAUUCAGACGUAGGACUUGGAGCAAAGUGUACCUAUCAUUGCAGUUAAAAUUGAGUGAGGUGAAAGUAAGUUUGCGCUCAUUUUUUCUAUGUUUGUUUCAGUUUUUUAUUACUAUUGCUCAUGGAAAGUUCUAAUAUACUUGAAAGAUAUUUAGCAAGACUUUAGAUGCCUGUUAGAAAACCGGACGGGCUGUUUUAGAGGAAUGGCAUCAGUCAGGGCAGCAGUGUAGUUUAUGUGUUUGAGUGGGUUGGUUUACUGUUGAAUGUAGUCCAGGUGACUUCCACAUCUAAUGUAAAUAGACAAAUCCUACCUAAUGAAGGCACAAUAAGGGAAGUAUUUCGUCAAUUUGUUAGUGUUGUAAGGUUUAGUUUCAUUUGUGCUAGUGCGUCCUCUGUUGUGCUGUGUUCUAAACUGUGAAUAUUCGUGUGUGUUGUCUCAGUAAUGACCGUUGUAAUGUAUAGGCUAGUGUAGGUUAAUCAUGUCUUUGUGAAAUAAAUAUGUGCUUCACUUACAAGGCUGACAUGGUUUUUAAAAUUUUCACCGUCUAUAUUGAUGUCAACUGAGUGCAAAAGCAUUUUUUAAGCCGUACUUAUUUGCGUGUGUGUCUGCGAAUUGGGUGCCUUUGCUUUAAUGAUAAUAAUUUCUAAAGAUAAUAGAAGCUGAAACCAACAAUGUCACGUCAAAAUGUGGAACAGUUACGCCGAUCCACGGUGCAAAACGAAACCAAUAGAAGUGCAAAAAACGUAUUGAUUACUAAAAAUUCUGGAAUAAAAAUAUGUUUAUGUCCAGUGUUUAAAAAAUAAAGAAAUAAUGUAUUUAUUUUUGCAUUAUAUGAACCGUGUUAAAAUUGU
Melanotaenia boesemani (Boeseman's rainbowfish) is the source of this 1921-nucleotide messenger RNA. RefSeq names its product homeobox A4a (gene hoxa4a). Gene Ontology annotation, cellular component: nucleus. The record is from RefSeq and is a predicted model, not a curated record. The transcript is spliced from 2 exons. Bases 57 to 809 code for a protein of 250 amino acids. Gene Ontology annotation, molecular function: RNA polymerase II cis-regulatory region sequence-specific DNA binding; DNA-binding transcription factor activity, RNA polymerase II-specific. Lineage: Eukaryota; Metazoa; Chordata; Actinopteri; Atheriniformes; Melanotaeniidae. Gene Ontology annotation, biological process: embryonic skeletal system morphogenesis; anterior/posterior pattern specification; regulation of transcription by RNA polymerase II.